Molecule: messenger RNA, 795 nt
Organism: Gekko japonicus
Lineage: Eukaryota; Metazoa; Chordata; Lepidosauria; Squamata; Gekkonidae
Product: somatomedin-B and thrombospondin type-1 domain-containing protein-like
Exons: 5
Coding region: 1-792 (263 amino acids)
Source: RefSeq, a predicted model, not a curated record
AUGGCGGCGCGCACCUGCUGGGCGUUGGCGGUGGGUCUGUGGCUCCUGGCCGCGCCGGGCGCCGAGGGUGGCUGCGCCGAACUGGGCCAGUGCUGCCCGGGCAGGAGCCUGGCGUGCGUGAGUUCCGGGUGGCGACCGGACGGAUCCCACGGGCACUGCUACUGCGACCAGGCCUGCCCUUACACCUUGGACUGCUGCCACGACUACCGGCAAGUCUGUCCAGUGGUCCCCUGUGUGGUCUCUGAGUGGAGUGAAUGGAGCGGCUGUGCAGAGCCUUGUAAGGCGACCUAUCGGGUUCGAAGGAGGCGUGUCAUCCAGGAACCGAGAAAUGGAGGCGAAGCGUGUCCCCCUCUGGAGGAGAAGGCUGGCUGCUUGGAAUACUGGAAUCGGCAGGGGCAAGAAUGCAAGCAGUCCUUCCUCCCCGCAUUAAUAACUACAGGAGGCUAUGGGAAGGCAAGGAAGAAGCGUGCGGCCUCUAAUGAAAAUGAAAGAGCUGGGUAUUGUGUUGAAUUUCAGCUCCUGGCUAUCACAAAAGGUUGUCUGCAUGGGAACAGUUCAUACACUCACUGGAUGAAAUAUCUCAGUGAAGGACACAUUGUCUGUGUGGAGUGCCAGCAUCCGGCUUUGGAAUCCCGGAGUUUGCACUGCUCCGGGGAUGGCAGUGGAGCCAAAAAGAACCAGCAACUACACUGGCAGGCCGUGGGGAAUCCCCGAUGCAGGGGAACUUGGGAGAGAGUUCGCCAGCUGGACACUUGUUCAUGCCCUUCUGUUCACAGCUUCUUGUUCAUCUGAGCU